Messenger RNA from Mercenaria mercenaria, 2282 nucleotides. Its product is annotated as transmembrane protein 138-like. Gene Ontology annotation, cellular component: cilium. The coding region runs from base 211 to 696 and encodes 161 amino acids. NCBI's taxonomy places the organism in Eukaryota, Metazoa, Mollusca, Bivalvia, Venerida, Veneridae. The transcript has 5 exons. The record is from RefSeq and is a predicted model, not a curated record.
UUAAUAGUUUGGUAUGAGAUGUUAAAGAUUAAAUCACCAUUGUAAACAAAAAGUUGUUGCAAGACAGAACGUGAGCGAUGGAAAAUAAUUAAGCCAUUUUGAGAAAAGUUUUAUGAUUUAAAUAAAAAUGAAUAUUCCGACAGGCUAGAAGUAACUGGUGGAGAUAUUAUUGUUGGUUUAUGUAUAUAGAGGAGACUAAAAGCUGUAGAGAUGUUGGUAGAGAGGUACCGCCCCAUACUGUACCUGCAGUAUUUACUACUGUUUGUGGAUCUCUUCAUGAAUUCAUUCAUUGAACUCCUCCGAUUUGAAAACGUCAUACUUCUAGUUCUUCUUGUGAUCCAGGAUGUGUGUAUAUUGUUUGCUGCCAUCGUUGUCUUCCUGCUGUUCUUCAACACGUUUAUAUUUCAAGCAGGUCUCGUUAACAUCCUCGUUAACAAGUUCAAAGUGCCAAUCACUGUCAUCUUUGUAUACUUUGCUCUCUGUGUAGGACUUCAUGUUUGGUACAUGACUUCAAGGUGGGAUGAUCCAGAUGCAUAUAUAUGGGAUAAUGAUGGUCUCAGGGCUUUAUUCAUUAUUCAAAGAACAGCGGCAGUGCUUUAUUACUACUUCUAUAAACGGACAUGUUUGAAGUUAGGAGAUCCGAGGUUCUAUCAGGACUCAGACUGGAUAAAGAAAGAGUUUGAAAAGAGACGAUAGUGUUAUUAGUGUAGGAUAAGAAAUUUACAACAAUAGACAGAGAUUUUCAGUAGCAGAUUCAAAUUUGGAAUUGUAACACAAUUUUACUCUUGUAAAAUGCCCUCAAUUACUUGAAAAGGAAGCAGUACUAUUUUAUCAGCAUUAAACAACUGCAAGUCAAGCGUUUCACAUUGAUUCCAGAUGUCAUGUUGCUGAGAAAGGGCAAAAAUGUAUGCCAGAGAACUUCAGACAUUUUCAAAAGGUUUAAAAGAAUUAAAUAAAUAGUUUGCUAAAUAAAUAAAUGUCUGACCACUUAUUUACGCAAAAUAUCUCUGUUUCUGCUUCAAAAUACUUUGCUGCCAAAUGCAGAAGCUAUUGUCAAUGAGUUGUUGUAGAAUUUUAUAUUUUACAUAGUUUAAAUAGAAUUCUUUGUCUUGGAUCAUUGACAUACCUGAAAAUCUUUUGCUUUUUUGAUCAAUUAUAAUUCCUCAAUGUUGUUGACAUUAAAGUUGAACUAAGAUCUGAUUGGGAAUCUCUACUAAUACUGUACACUUUUACAAUGAAUUCUGUACUCUUUCAUGUAAGUGAAAAUACCAUCUUUCCUUUGAAAGCUUAAUUUAAAUACCAUAUCAUAAAAAGUCUUUUAGUUUCUAACCAUUAUAAUGAGUAAAUUUUAUUUUGUGUUUAGUUUGCCAUGUGUCUGUGAUAGUAUAUUUUCCGUCCUCUCACCUUAACAGAACAUUUACACAUUGCGCAUGUGUAUAGAACUUGUGUUAUAAAUUUGUAAUAUAUGCACAAGAGUGUAGUACUUGAAUAUUAAGGAUUUUUUUUUUCAAUCCAUACAGGUUAUUUCCUUUUUACUUUCAAAUUUGAAAUAUUUAUGAAAUCAGCAUGCAUAUAUUUUGUAUGCUUUAGAAUAACAGAAUAGAAAAAAAGCAUGUUUUUAUUUUUUGAAAAGCUUUAAUGCUAAUUCCAUAGCAGCUAAUGUAGCACUAGAGUCUGAAGUACUCUGAUCUCAAAGGUCUUUUUGUUUAGUUCUUUAUUGUAUUUCAAUUGUUUUUACAAGGCUAACAGAAUUAAAUGCCAUCAUAUCAAAUUGUUGUGACGGCUUUUCUCGGAUUGUGAAUUUUGGAGUCAACCAUAAAAUUAGUUCCAAUAUGUUCAUGACUAUUCAUUUGCAGUUCAGGGUUGUUUUUUUUACUUUUAAGGACUCUAAUUUUUUUGUAGGUUCUUGUAUUAAUUCACACUGUACACUGCCUUGAAACAAGGUUUCAGCAAGAACUGGGCCUAAGAUUAUAAAAUUGAGUAUGGACCAGUUAAAAAUAUCAACUGAUUAGUUGCUUCCAUGCACAAAAUACAACUUGACUGGAAAGGUUUUAUAUUCUGGGACUGGACUUCAACCUCAGUUUUACAACAGUUGCUUGCAAACACCUCACUGUAAGUCACUACCAGUUAGGUUUCAUGUAUUGUGAAAUGUCUGUUCUCUAAGUUUGACCUUUGUACAUGUGUAUUUUCUGUAAAUAUAGAAGUUUGGGUAUAAUAAAUUGUGUAUGUUAGAAUAUCUAUGUAAUAAGAUUUUAGUAAUUUAUUAUAAAAGACUAAAUAUA